GGUGGCCCCGCCCUCUCGCAAAAUGGAGUUGUCGUCUUCCGUGCAGAGAGGGCUCCGGUCCCUCGGCGAACCGUCCGCCGCGGACCACGCCGCCUUCCCGGCGCUGGUGGACGCCUGCUUCCGCUCUCUGCUCUCCUCCGGCCGGGACGCGGGGUUGCCGGACGAGCCCGAAGUGAAGCAGGUCGAGCGGGUCCUGCUGAAGCGGAUGCACGCUGCGACCACCACAUUCAUCCUGGAAGCGGUCAGGCAAAACGCGGAUGAGUCCACGAUAAGCGCCUGCCUUGACGAGCUGUCAUUCAGUUCAGAAAGAAUACAAAUAUUCUAUAGCUGCUAUCAGAAACACCACAAGGAGUUGGAGCGUUUGUUAGCGAGCAUUGGAAGGCAAGCAGCUCACGUUACCGACGUGUCAUGGCGCCUCCAAUAUCACGUGAAGAAUGGACAGGUCGAUAAGGUCAACGAGCCUUUCUACUUAUUAUCCCUCAACACCGAGAAUAAAGGUCGUCGCGAGGAUCUCCGCUUCACCUGCACCGUGGAGCAGUUGCAGGACAUGGUUGGCAAGCUGAAGGACGCCGCCAAGAGCGCGGAGAAAGCCAGAGGAGGGGGGCCAAGUGGGGAUUUUGGAGGCAAACUUGUGUCGGAGCGGAGCGAGCCGACGCCGGAGGACUUUGGGCCGCGGUGCCAGCGCCGAUCGCACACGCUCGCAAAGUGCCACGGGCGCCCACGGAAGGCGGCGGCGGCGGCGUCGGCGUCGGCGUCUCCCCCCACCACCCACCGCCCCCGCCCCCCGCCCCCCGCCCCCCAGCCGCAGCCAACCGAGCCCGGCACACAGCUCCUUUCGCUCAUCAUGCAUCGGACGACCAGGAUCAAGAUCAGCGAGCUCAACCCUCACCUCAUGUGCGUCCUGUGCGGGGGUUACUUCAUCGACGCCACCACCAUCAUCGAAUGUCUGCACUCAUUUUGCAAAAUGUGCAUCGUCCGUUACCUCGAAACCAGCAAAUAUUGUCCCAUCUGCGACGUGCAAGUGCACAAAACCAAACCUCUGCUCAACAUUCGGUCAGACAAAACCCUGCAGGACAUCGUUUACAAACUGGUCCCAAGCCUCUUUAAAAGUGAAAUGAAGAGGAGACGAGACUUUUAUGCUGAGCAUCCCGUCGAAGCUUCAAACGGCUCCAACGAAGACCGAGGCGAGGUGGCAGACGAGGACAAGAGAAUCAUCACCGACGAUGAGAUCAUCAGCCUCUCCAUUGAGUUCUUCGACCGGAGUGCCGGGCUGGCGGGUGGACUCGAUGACAAGCAUUCAAGCAAAGAUCAGACGGCCAACAAAAGGUACUUGCAGUGUCCGGCAGCGAUGACCAUCAUGCAUCUGAGGAAGUUCCUACGCAGCAAAAUGGACAUCCCCAACACUUACCAGGUAGAAGUCAUGUAUGAAGAUGAACCGCUGAAAGAUUACUACACGUUAAUGGACAUAGCGUAUAUCUACACUUGGAGAAGGACGGGCCCGCUGCCGCUCCAGUACCGAGUCCGGCCGAGCUGCAAGAAGCUGAAGGUGAGCCCCGACCGGUGCGGACCGGAGAGCGACUCGGCCAGCGACAAAGCCGGGAGUCCCGCGGGAGCCCCGUCCGCGUCCGCGUCCGCGUCCGCGUCCGCGUCCACGUCGUCGUCCUUGCCGAGCCCGGGCGACCCGGCGCUGCGCCCCCCCCGCGGCCCCGCCGCCAACGUCAACGGGACCCCGGGGGCGCAGGCCCCUUCGACCUUCGCCCAGCCCCGGAAGAUCGGCUCGGCCACCUCGUCCGGAUGACGCCGACGCCGACGACGCCGUUACCACGGCAACAUAGCGCCGUCGCGUUGUCUUCUUUUGUUUCUGUCUCCGUUCUGACGUUUUACGAUUGAUUGCGUGUCAUUUGUGGAGCGCACUGAAGGCAUUUCAAAAGAAAAGUUCUUCUCAAAUAUUCAGGAACGUCAAGCAUUUAAAAAUCAAAUCCAUAAAUAUGGCUGUAUUUUGUUAUUCACAUCAUUUGCUUUGACCCCUUCCCACAAACGAAACGCGUUUCGCUUCUGGCGCGCGAAGAUUUUCACUUUUUGUGCUCCUUUGUUUUGUUUUUUCAAAUCCUCCGGAGCAGACGUCUCAUUUCGUUGUUUUCUUUGUACGAGGACAAUUGGCACGUUGCAAGCGUUUUCUAGAAGCUGCGUGUCCGUAGAAAAAUACGGUAAUGCCUUUUGCAAUCCACGGCGAUGUUGUUCCGACGCCAACACGCUGGUUUCACGCUCAAUGACGUCACGUCUCCCGUGUUUUCUGUUGAUUGGCUCGAUUGUAUGGACAACUUAUUGUAUUGUUACUGUUGCACAGUAUAAAACAUCUAAAUAAACUUUUACACUUAA
Molecule: messenger RNA, 2379 nt
Organism: Phycodurus eques (leafy seadragon)
Lineage: Eukaryota; Metazoa; Chordata; Actinopteri; Syngnathiformes; Syngnathidae
Product: polycomb complex protein BMI-1-A-like
Exons: 19
Coding region: 23-1798 (591 amino acids)
Biological process (GO): negative regulation of transcription by RNA polymerase II
Cellular component (GO): PRC1 complex
Molecular function (GO): promoter-specific chromatin binding
Source: RefSeq, a predicted model, not a curated record